Messenger RNA from Strongylocentrotus purpuratus (purple sea urchin), 3115 nucleotides. RefSeq names its product TBC1 domain family member 23 (gene tbc1d23). The record is from RefSeq and is a predicted model, not a curated record. The coding region runs from base 82 to 2394 and encodes 770 amino acids. Lineage: Eukaryota; Metazoa; Echinodermata; Echinoidea; Camarodonta; Strongylocentrotidae. Gene Ontology annotation, biological process: retrograde transport, endosome to Golgi. The transcript has 17 exons. Gene Ontology annotation, cellular component: trans-Golgi network.
GUUCGACUUUGCGCAGUCUUACAGUGUGCGAACGCCCCCGGUGUACUUCCGGUGUGAAGACCCUCAACGUCAUCGGGUAAAAUGGCAGCCUUGGAGAGCGACGAUACAAGCUGGCAUGCUGAAUUGGAAGAAGCUUUGGUAGAGAGCUGUGACUUUGGAACCCUGAGAAACAUCUGCAAAGGAAGACAAAUACCAAACAUCUACCGAGCAUCAGCCUGGAAGAUUUGUCUCAAUGUUGCUGGGAAAGCGAACGCCCUGACAUCGUUUGAUGGAAUCUUUGAUCUUCCUGAACAAGAUAUCUUGAGAAAAGACUGCAGAGAAUUUAUUGAUAAGCUUGAUAACUCAGAGGAGGAGAAGCUAUCACUAGUCAGUGACCUUGAGUCUGUAUUGACCUUCUACUGCAAGUCAAAGAAUCUUAAGUAUGAAGUGGGCAACGGAUGGUUGGACAUUCUCGGACCCUUGGUGGCGCUGCACAUGGACAAGGCUCUUCUAUACAACUGCUUCUAUGCCAUCAUGACAAAAUACGUUCCAAGAGAAACCAAUGAGCUGAGUAGAACAUAUCAUCUCUUCCGACUUCUCGUCAUGUAUCAUGAACCAGAGCUGUGCAAUUUCCUAGAAACCAGAAAGAUCUUCCCUGACUCCUACACUAAACAUUGGUUCAAUACAGUGUUUGCUGGUAGAUGUGGUCUUGAAAUCAUCCAACCUAUGUGGAGUCUUUACUUCCUCCAAGCCGAUCCAUUCCUACAGUUCUUCUUAGGACUAGUCAUACUCGUCAAUGCAAAAGAGCACAUCAUGGGGAUGACAGAGUCUAGUAGAGAUGAGCUGAUUGAUUGUCUAGCCAUGUUCCCUAGCCAGCUUGAAGAAGAUGAUGUAGAAGACUUCUUCAGCCUAGCUCAAUACUACGCAUCCAAAACACCACAGUCAUUCAGAAGAGAGUACCAAUCUCUAUUUGGAGCUAACUUUGCCAGUCCCAAGGAAGCCAGUGAAGGACCUAGCGCUCUCUGUCUUCUGGUCAACCCAUCAGAACUCCUACAAGCAGUAACACAAGGACCGGGCGAUGGCAUUAGUUACUUUGUGGUCGAUUGUCGGCCUGCUGAUCAAUACAAUAGAAGUCAUCUAGCCACAGCAUUCCAUCUUGAUGCGAACCUGAUGUUACAGCAGCCAGCAGAGUUUGCCAGCACGGUGAAGGCCCUUCUCUCCGCCCAGCAGCAGUCUAUCACAGCGGGUUCUCAAGCCGCUGGAGAGCAUCUUUGUUUUAUGGGGACGGGAAGAGAAGAGGAAGAUCAAUAUCUCCAUAUGAUCAUCGCCAACUUCUUACAGAGGAAAAUCCAGUCAGUUAGUAUGGCUGCGGGAGGCUACACAGCAUUACUGAAGCUAGUAGAGAAGGAAUUGACAUCAGGAAUGAUAGACCCAGCCAUUCUGAAAUCUGUUAUCAUUACACAACCUGAGAGUGCCAGCUCUGACGAUAGUGGGGCAGACAGCUCAAGUCCGGAAAACAGCUCGAUCGGUGACUCCCCUCAGAAGCUAACAGAGCGUGGUGCUGCCGUGAUGGGUCGACUGACGACCAUUUUCAAGAGCAAGUCUGCCUCGGUGAAAGACAAGGUUAUUGAAUUCAUCAAGAAUGAUCCGGCAGGAGAUGAAAAACAUGUAAGCAGUCUAGAUACUGGUAAGAGGUACCGAAGCGGCAACGUCCAGUCAGUCUUCAGCAUCGGGGAUGAAGAUGAUGACAAUGAGAGUGUUGGUGGAGCUGGUUCGUCAGACGAAGAGAGAAGAGAGCUGGUCAGUACAGAUACCUGGCUCAAGAAACCGGACAUCCUCAAAUCUUUUGAUUGCCAGGAGGUCAAAGACAGCGGUCAGACUUAUCCUGGACACGUCCUUGUCACGCCAACUCAUUUAUACAUCCUGAGAGAGGCCACCAACAGGAAAGGCUUCUCCUACAUCAUGGCUCGCCGCUCCCUGGCCGACGUCGUCAGAAUCACCUCUAAGAAACGCUGUUCCGAGUUCAUCACAUUCCGUUACGGCCGCGUGAACGCUGCCGGCGAGACCCUUGUCUACGGCAUCGACAGGAUCUACAUCCCGGAGGCGUCUGAGGCGACCAAGAUGAUCAAGCAACUGAUCGUGAAGUGUAUCGAUGAGAAGGAUCCGCCACAGGAACCUGCCAAGGAUUCCCCGAAGAGCACGGACAACUCGGACAAAGAGAGCGAGCAUGCUAAAGGGGAUGCAGAGAACAUAACUAUACCAAAAGCGGAGGAGGAGUCAACGACGGAUGCACAAAGUGAAAGCAAAGAGGAAGGUGUGGAGGAUGAUGGACUAGAUGAAAAGGAGGAGGGAAAGGGAGGAGAGGAUGAAGGGAAGGUAGAGGAGAGAACAGAUGAUGUCAAGGAGGAAAGCUAGUAUCAGCUGCUGGAGAGACUCUGUAAUGAGAAGGAAAAGACAAAUUAUCUCACCGGAGUUCAGUGCAACACUCCCCACACUCCCUCUCAUGGAAAAUGAUAUGCAUCACUGAGACAUGAUACAGCUGUAAACAACUGUGAAAGGAAAAAAUAUUGACUUACAUAAGUAAUCUGCAAAAUGGAGUAAAUAUAAGGACAUUCAGUGUGUUAUUUCAUAAUGAAUUGAAUUGUAUUGUAUUUAACCUGUAUAGGAGACCAGCAAAAGGAGACGAUGUUUUCUUUAAUUGUAGUUGGUCUUUAUAUGCAGGUUCUCCCUAACACAUGUGUUAAUGGGAAACACUAUUCAGGGAGAAACAAAUGUAGUCCCUAUGGAUAGAUGGUCUUUCUAUACUGGUGGUCACCAUGGUAGGUUGGGCUGUUCCCAUCACCCUCCCUCAAUGUUCAGUCAUACACAAGGCAAUAAUGUAUGCACGCUUUCAACCGUGGAUAAAACAUUCAUUUAUAAAUCAAUAUGCAUGUAACUAAUCUAUUGGCUUUAUCUAAGUUUUUCACUUCUUUCACGCACACGCAAAACUGUAAAACAGGGCUUUGAUGUAUCGGGUAUCCAAAAGCAUUUUUUGAUGAUUGAGAAGACUGAUAAACCCAUGUUCAAAUUGUAAAUAAUGAUCAUGUAUUCUUUGUUGAAUCAAAGUUACAAUAUACAUAUGUUAAUAAAGAAAGAG